Molecule: messenger RNA, 342 nt
Organism: Rubroshorea leprosula
Lineage: Eukaryota; Viridiplantae; Streptophyta; Magnoliopsida; Malvales; Dipterocarpaceae
Source: the annotation of a GenBank genome assembly
CGCUGGAUCAAGAAUUUCGAACUCAGACUAAGGACUUGCCGGAGAAAGAUGUAUAUGGCGUACGGAUGGCCGCAGGUGAUCCCGCUGGAACAAGGAUCCUGUCUGUCUUCUCAGCGGAUCAUUUACCUGAAAGUCAUCAGCAGACUGUUGCUCGUUGUUUCGCCUUCUCAUAUCGAGCUCUGGAGCUCAUCGCAGCAUAGAGUGAGGCUGUGGAAAUACAUGAGGGAUGCGGAUUCGGUGCAGCGAGAGGGCGAGAAUUUGUAAGCUGCGUGGAGUCCUGAUGCGAAAUUGAUCGCCGUUCUGGAGCAAUAUUAUCUGUGAUAGUAAACAUAUGCUACUUGG